AUGUAUGCUAAGCAUCAAGAGUGUCCCUGGGAGAGUUAUAAAAGGACAGGUCCGUCUUCAGGUCCUCCAGCAACUUCACCUGAGCUGCUCUUCCUUCAGAAAACCAAAUCUAACUCCCCCUUAAACAAAAUGAGCCUCUACAGACACCAAAAGUACUGGGACCCAUGCCACCGUGGAAGUUUCUCUUCCGGCAGCUGCUAUGGAGGUUUCGGUCAACGCAUGGGCUAUUACCCACAGUCCUGUUAUGGUGGUUAUGGCCGUAGCUACUACCCCCAAACCUGCUAUGAGGGUUAUGGCCGUAACUACAUCCCACCAUUCUAUUACGGAGGUUACGGCUAUGGCCGGGGUUGCUACCCACAACAAUAUUAUGGGGGCUUCGGUUACGGCGGCCUCUACGGUCGCCGAUAUGGAUGGGGGUACGGGUCCAGGCGUGGCAGCAUCUGUUACGAGCCCUGUGGCUACAGUUCUGGCGUCUGCUAUCCUCUCACUCGAAGGUACAGCUGCAGCAGCAUUGACGGACCCUGCUAA
Molecule: messenger RNA, 528 nt
Organism: Heteronotia binoei (common prickly gecko)
Lineage: Eukaryota; Metazoa; Chordata; Lepidosauria; Squamata; Gekkonidae
Product: keratin-associated protein 19-2-like
Exons: 3
Coding region: 1-528 (175 amino acids)
Source: RefSeq, a predicted model, not a curated record